Messenger RNA from Dalotia coriaria, 1146 nucleotides. RefSeq lists its product as uncharacterized. The record is from RefSeq and is a predicted model, not a curated record. Gene Ontology annotation, molecular function: structural constituent of chitin-based larval cuticle. The transcript has a single exon. Bases 118 to 918 code for a protein of 266 amino acids. Gene Ontology annotation, cellular component: chitin-based extracellular matrix. Lineage: Eukaryota; Metazoa; Arthropoda; Insecta; Coleoptera; Staphylinidae.
CCGUCUCCGAAGACGAUUUUCGCGCGACGUGGCGAGUACUGGUGCACCAGCAGCGCCCGCAAGUGCAAACAAACAUCUUACCAUUACCAAGCAAUCAAUACGCGAGCUGAAACGAAGAUGAAACUGUUAACAUUCACAUCGAUACUCUUCUUGGCGGUUGGUUUGGAUGCCAAGCCGGGACUUCUUGCUCCGGUGCUGUUGUCCAGCUCACAAUACCAUACGCAGGACCAACUGGGUCAAUAUUCCUAUGGUUACUCAAAUCCACAGUCGGCGAAGGCAGAGGUCAAGACUGCGGAUGGUAUCACUCAAGGCAGCUACAGUUAUGUCGACGCCGAAGGCAAACUGCAAUCUGUUCAUUACACUUCCGAUGAAAUCAAUGGCUUCCGUGUAGCGGCAACGAAUCUUCCGGCACCUGUGUUGCCCCUGGUUGCGCCUACCUCCAUUGUCCAGCAUGACACCAUCGACGUAAGCGUCAAAGCAAAACCUGCCGAAGAACAGCAAGAAAAUCAAGAGCAAUUGAUUCAGUUCGAUCAUCAACAAGAUGAACAAGCUAAUGAACAACGCGCAAAACCACUACCCCUGGAACGUUCGCAACCAACCGUACAAACGCAAACUACAACUAUUCACACACAAGCAUUGCCGAUAUUGAGAACUUCUUUGCUCACCUAUCAUUCCCCAGCAUUGCUACCAACAGUUGCUCAUUUGGGUGCUCCAGGAUUUGCAUACAGCUAUGGUUAUGGCUAUCCGCAAUACGCUUAUGUAAAUCAUCUCACACCGAUUGCAUACUCACAGCACAUAACCUCACAUGUGCCUGCACCAGCGCAGUUGCCUAUAGUUCAGACGGAAACACCUGAGGUGGCGCGCGCGAGAGCCGAACACAUCAAGGCGCAUGAACAGGCCAAGGCACGGAAUCUGUAAACUGCAAGUUUUAAUAUUUUUUCGCACGUGCGAUGAACAUGUUUGGGAAUCCUAAUUUUAUGGUGAUUAUACUGUCUUUCGGGGUGGGAUAUAAUGGUUCUUGGCUCGUCCUGUGACGGGGUACAAUAUUUUUGACUGAGCACUAACUUUACGUUUAUGUUUUUUUGUAUGUAUCAACGAAGCUAACACUUGAAACAAUAAAGGAACUUUGUGGAAGAAAAUGUAAAA